AUGGGUAACACAAACAAUACAGUAAAAGGAAAGAGUAAACAAACUACAGCUCAGUCCCUCAAUGCAAGACAACCUGUACUCGGUUCAGUCAAUGGAUAUAACUAUUAUCCAAAUCCGUAUGCACCUGAGCAAUAUUUUUAUUCUGAAGAUCCUCAGAAUUAUCCUGCAUAUCCUCAAAAUUAUCCUGCAUAUCCUCAAAAUUAUCCUGCAUAUCCACAAAAUUAUCCUACACGUCCUCUCAAUCGUCCCGCAGUUUCUAGUGAAGAAUAUUUGCGAAAGGAAUUUUUUUCGCAACCAUCAACAAACAAUGAAGUCGUCGAACAACGUCCUUCAACUCAUCAUAGUCAUGUCCACCAUUCCGACAGUGCAAACAACAGUCCUCGCCACCGUCAUCACCAUCAUCAUCACACAUCCAAUGGUCAUAAUCAUAAUGAUCAUCAUCAUCAUCAUCAUCACCAACAUCGUCAUUCAUCUUCACCGCUUACCGAAAACAAAAGUUCGAAUACUUCUAUAGUUAAAGCAGAUACAACUCCUCGUCCACUUGCAGAAGAUCCACCUUCUCUUCAGACAAAAAAAACAAUCGUCCCGGUUGCAAAUAAAGAACUAAUAACUUCUCCACCAGUCACUGAUUCAAUUUCUGUUGUAGCACAAAGAUCUCCAACUCCUGUUGUAGUUAAACAGCAACCACCACCAACCAUACCCAUGACUGUAUCUCCGUCUCUUCCAGUAACAGUAGAUAAUUUUGAAAAAGCUCCAAUAUUAGUAACAAAUCAUGUUCUCAAAGCAUCUGAUAAAAAAUCGAUACAUAGCUAUGGAACAGGCUCACUAUCUAUAGUAAAACGAAUUCAAUCACAAACUUCAACAUCGGGUGGUAAAUGGUAUGAACAUGAUUAUGAUAAAAGAAUAACACCACUUACUACCGAAUAA
This is a messenger RNA of Rotaria sp. Silwood2, 927 nucleotides long. NCBI's taxonomy places the organism in Eukaryota, Metazoa, Rotifera, Eurotatoria, Philodinida, Philodinidae. The record is from the annotation of a GenBank genome assembly.